GAGAGAGAGAGAGAGAGAGAGAGAGAGAGAGAGAGAGAGAGAGAGGAUUGCCGCGCAAAAUAAUCGAGCGAGCUCGCGUUGGCUCAGCCACCUGGACUUAUCAGUGCAAUGUUUUUUUGCUUCAUAAUUUACGGAGUAACAUAGCCGGCUGCUCGAAGGCAGCAGUUGCCUGAUCAAACACCUGACUUAUCGUCAUUUAUGCGGGUUGAAAAACGAGCACGAAAGUGAACGCGCAGACAAAGCACGUCCGCGAGUGGCGUGCCUCGCGAGCCUCGUCGGCGAGAUGCAACGGCGACGAUUGCACGGAUGAGACAAAAGUGGGAAAGUAGGGCCGUCAGCGACCAGCCGAUUGGAAACGUUGCAGCUGAAGAAGAGCGAGUUGGCGCGGGCACGUGGCCACGCGAGCAGGCAGCGCUCGGCCACUUAACAUUGACACUGGCGUGGCGGGCGAGCGUGUGCCGCUAGAGCGAGAUGUCUAAUCACGUAGCGCGAGACGGAUCGCGUCACUCUGCUCGUAAAUCCAGUUCUCGUUGCCGCUGACCAACGGACCGCGGUGCUCGGCGCGGAGCUGUCCGCCGGGGAGCCCGCGCUCUUCAUUUGCCUGACAAUGCGAGCCGCGCGAAUCGCUCCAUAAAUAAUGCAAGAGAUGUAGGCGCCGCGAUAGUAAACGUGACCGAAAAUCGAAUAAACAAAGAGAGACGCAAAUCGGCCAGCGAGCGACGCUUUGUUGCGUCCGCGAAAUUUCCCUGUCGAGCGGAAUCGGGCGGAAAAAACGCCGCUCCAAUCGCGACCACCAGGGCCUUUGUCGCGGCCCCGCGCGGCAGUGCCUAGCACUGCUAACCCAAUUAAGCGAGGGCCCGAUAGCCGCUGGCGGACGGAAGCCGGCGACGACGCCCCGCGCCGAUCACCGCGCCGAUCGCCGCGUCGUGGUUUAUCUUAAUGGUCGGCGGUAUCGGAGCCAUUUGCGAAAGCCGCCGCCGCCCAGUCGAAAAUUGAAAAUAAAGCGCUCGCCGUCAAUUUGAUUAGCGCGACGUGCGCAUCCAGCAAUUAGCCGAGCCGUCGAGGCCGAGAUAUCGCCGGGCACGCGCCUCUUCGACCUCUAGCUUGGCGACGAUCCGUAAGUGCCGGAGCGACCACUCGGGCGCGCGUCGAUAAGCCCGCGACGAAAACACGCCGAAUUUACGACUCGCGUUGCGAAACAGCACCCGCGCCGCCCCUUCGACGACUCCGUUGGCUUUCCGGGCCUACGGUCUACGACCACGCAUGGGGUCGGCGCUGCUUUUCCACGACGCGAUUUGCAAGUUACAUUGUCGCUAUCUCCAUAUCUCUCUCUCUCUCCCUCUCCCCCUCCCCCUCCCUCUCUUGCUCGCCGCCGAAAUCUUGCGCGCUUUGCGUAAUCGCACGUUCGUUACGCUAUCGAGCCGACGAAAGCACGUCGAACGCAUUCUUUGUGGUGCUGCAUAACGAACGCCCGGUAGAAAGUCACGCAUCCUGUUCGAACGAUUGUUUCGACGCGCUGAAAAGCGACAUUUGCAUCGGCGCGAGGCAAUCCGCGCGGAGAUCGGUCGAACGCGAGCGGAGCUCGCGACAGGAGUUUGGCACGCGGCUGAACGAGGCGAUUCGGCUGUCCAGGUCGGCGCGCAGGCGGAGCGCGCUCGGGCGAGCCAAGGUCGCGGGGCGGACGAUCAGAGCCGGUGCCGAGAGCGCGGACAGUGAUGGUGCAGUCGGCUGGCGCACGCGAUGACUGUGGCUGCAGCCGUGGCGGCACCGUGGCACCGCGCCCACGUCUAUAAGGCCCUCGGCGGCGUCGUCUUCGUGCUGAUCGCCCUGCAGUACCUGCUCAGCGGCGCCAUCGACAGACGCUCCAACGAGACCAUCUUCACCAUCAACACCAGCAGGCCAGCGCAGCGCGCGCUCGUCAUCUACGGGCCAGCGCCGAUCGCCUCGGGCAGCCCGGAGGCGCAGGGCAGCGACGAGCUCGCCGCGAACGUCAGCAGCACCCUGUCGACGCCAACAUCAGCAGCAGCAGCAGCAGCAGCAGCAGCAGCAGCAGCCAACUCCUCGUCCGCGAGCCCCGGCACGAGCAGCAGGUCGGCGCUCGAUGCCCCGACGAGUCCAGCUUCCGCGGCGCCGCGGCACCAGCAGUCCGCCAGCACCGCGGACGCGCCCGGCGCCGAGCGCACCUGCCCCGCGGUGCCGCCCAACCUCGUUGGUCCGCUGGCGGUGAGCAAAGCCGCGCCGGAGGUGGCGGCCAUGGAAAAGGCGUGCGCCGGGGUGGAGCAGGGCGGCCGCGGAGCACCGAAGACCUGCGUGGCGCGCUACCGCGUGGCCAUUGUGGUGCCGUUCCGCGACCGCUUCCAGCACCUCAUGACACUGCUGUACAACCUGCACCCGCUGCUGCUGCGUCAGCAGCUCGACUACCAGAUCUUCGUGGUCGAGCAGGAAGGCAACGGCCAGUUCAACCGAGCAAUGCUAAUGAACGUCGGCUACGUGGAGGCCCUGAAGGAGCGGCCCUUCGACUGCUUCGUCUUCCAUGACGUGGACCUGUUGCCCGAGGACGAUCGCAACCUAUACAGCUGUCCCGAGCAGCCCAGGCACAUGUCCGUGGCCGUCGACAAGUUCAUGUACAGGCUGCCCUACAGCGACCUCUUCGGCGGCGUCUCAGCCAUGACCACCGAGCACUUUCGCCUGGUCAACGGCUUCAGCAACGUGUUUUGGGGCUGGGGCGGUGAGGACGACGACAUGGCCAACCGCAUCAAGACGCGAGGCCUCCACAUAUCCCGCUACCCGGCCAACAUCGCGCGCUAUAAGAUGCUCACCCACAAAAAGGAAAAGGCCAACCCCAAACGGUACGAGUUCCUGAAGACGGGCAAGAAGCGGUUCGUCAGCGACGGCCUGAGCAAUCUGCAGUACGAGGUGCUGGUGAAGAAGAAGCCCAAGCUCUACACGUGGUUCUUGGUGCGGCUGACGCCUCCUAACCAGCCGAGCUGAUGGUUACCCUGGAUCGUCGGGUGAACUCGCGGACGGGCCGGUGGUGUCGCGAGCCUCGAUCGAUCCGGGCGCUAAUGAGCCCCCCUCCCACUCCUGUCUCCGUCUCUGCCUCUCAAAUACCCAUAGCUGCACGCGUUGCGUGCGCGCGCGCGCGCGGGCAGACGGACUAGCGUUCGCUCUUCCUCCUUCUCCCGCGAUCCUUACUCACCUUUUCCACAGUCUCCUGAGAUUUUCCGGACGAUGCAUUUGUUCUUCAAUCUCUUCGGCCAUAUCUGCGCGUGCACUCGCUCGCCCAACCGUUCGUUCAUUUUACCUACCAACCGACUGUUGUUGUCGUCGACAUUUGUUUGGAAUUUUAUAUCCGUGUACAAUUUGUUCUGGCGGGAAUGGCAAAUGACAGGCGUGGAAGCGUGUGCCAAAAAACAGUCUUUACUGCUAUUUUUAAUCAACUGUUUAUGUUCUUUUUUUUUGUUUUUGGUUUGUUUUAUUUGUCAACGACAUAACGUAUAGACGAAGCGUUCUGACGAUAGACUCCAAUAUUUAUCUCGUAUUGUUAAUUACUAUUGGUACUAUUGUACUGCAAGUACAUUAUAUAGAUAUUAAGAGUCCUAAUGAUGCUUAAGUGUAUAUUAAUGAUUUCCUAAGCGAGAUGUAGGUGAUAAGCGAGGUGGUCGCUAUGUAGGAUCGAAUCUCCAGCGAUUUUUCGUUUUGUACGAGUUCUUUUUUUUAGCGUUUGUUUCACGUCGACGCAUAAUGAAUGAAAGUAUACGUGUAAGCCAUUAUUAUAUACAUGUUCUGUCUCCCAAGUGCCUUUACUUUGACGAAAAACUGACGCGCACUUUUUUCACCAUUGUAUACCAAGCGCAUUUACUCUUGGCUAAGUUUCCUCCAUUUCCCUCGCUGCUUUCGCGAAUUGCACCGGCUCUGCUCUAAGAAAAGACCGCCACGCGUCGCCGAGUAAUUUGUGUCAUUUCUCAUCCCUCGUCUUCGUAGUGCACCGAACCACCCGGGAAGAAAGAUCUAAACGGUCGAGGUACAUUGGAAGGAAGACAAGCGCCACGGCGCCCGUUUUCAGAACACAUACCAUACGAGCAUUUUAGCUUACUGAUUUCAUCAUCAUCGAGCGCAUAGCAACUCGGAGGCACAAAAUACUAGCUCGCACGAAGAAAUGACCCCCGAAAGACGUGACGCAUAAAUGAUGUUAUAUCAAAGACAACAAACAUUGCAGAUACACGCGCAAAAGCGCACAAUUCUCGUCUUCUGCAUUGUGUUAGAAAUCUCGGCGAGCAUUCUCUCAUUCGCGUGUUUACCGUUGCCUCAUUUCUCUCCAGGCCUUGUAGACGUUAAGUUUUAUCUGUAGUGAAUUUUGAACAAUCGCAGGAGCGCAAAUGGCCGGCGACGACGGCCCUUCGCCGCUGCGCACAGAAAUGCUGCUCGCCUAUGUUACGUCGGUGCUGUGAUUGUGAUGAUGCCCGGAGUUCGUUGUGAUUAAAUCGUUGCGAACGAAUUGCCUCCUCGUCAUUUUCAACGACAAAUCUGUUAUGUUUGGAGCGUGGCUGUACGACGCGAUUAUUGACUUUAAGCGCGUUCUCCGCCACAGUGCGUUGAUUUUUGCAAAAAAGAAAAAACAAGAAGAAAGCAAGACGAUCAAAUCUUGUAAAGUUUCAGUAUAUAAUAAAGAAAAAAACUGCAACACCACGAAAAAAACAGCAUUUAUCUCUCCAAUCUACAUCCGUCCCGAGCUUGACAAUGUGAAUUCACAUUGGCACGCAAAUAUUUCAAGUCUCUUAAAGCAGUGUAUAAACUUUCAGUGUUAUCAAGAGACAUUCCAAGUAAGUUUUGAAAAAAUGCUUAUUGGAGAGUUCUUCCUACUGGCUCGUAUCAGUUCUUCCGGCUCGACGAAGCACAACUCAAGAACUUUCGUGCCCCCGAGACUAACAAUAACCCGUGAAUUUAUCGAUAUCAUGUGUUCCCAU
Phymastichus coffea is the source of this 4967-nucleotide messenger RNA. Its product is annotated as beta-1,4-N-acetylgalactosaminyltransferase bre-4. The transcript has 6 exons. Lineage: Eukaryota; Metazoa; Arthropoda; Insecta; Hymenoptera; Eulophidae. The record is from RefSeq and is a predicted model, not a curated record. Gene Ontology annotation, molecular function: N-acetyl-beta-glucosaminyl-derivative 4-beta-N-acetylgalactosaminyltransferase activity. Gene Ontology annotation, biological process: glycosphingolipid biosynthetic process; carbohydrate metabolic process. Bases 1741 to 2991 code for a protein of 416 amino acids.